CAACUAAUUUUGUGUUCGCUAGCAAAACCACGGCCUUAUUUACCGAUCUGGCACUUAAAUCAGUCGUGAUUUUCUACCCGGUCACAUUUUACAGCUGAUUGUUAAUUGUUUGGACGCACACUUUUGUUUUAUAUACAUACAUACAUAGAUCUUUCAGGUAGUUGGAACGUGUUUUUGCAGAUUCUUUGAACGAUUUUUAAUAUAAAAUAUUCUCAAUAUACAGACAUGGAAAUGCGUGAAGAUGCAUUACGCGAGGCACUGGCUAAAAAUGCUGAAGAAACGGCGCGAUGGAAAAAUUAUAAAGAAGAAAAUAUUACAGCAAUCGAAAAUCUUGACAAAUUCAGUAAAUAUCUUACAGUGGAUGUAAUGGUUCCCCUGGGACAAAAAGCAUAUAUGCCAGGCCAACUUGUUCAUACGAAUGAGACACUUAUAGGACAUUAUCAAGGUUUCUUCUCAAAAGGCUCGGCACAUAAAGCUAAAGAAAUAUGCCAACACCGGGUUAAAAUGGCAGUGGAGCACUUAGACUCUUUGAAAGCAGAAGCAGAUUUAUGGCAAAAUAAGUUGGAGAAACCAUAUGUGGCAGGUGUAUUUCCAAGCACGGGUGAAAAUGAACUAAUAGAAGAUUAUGACGAGGAAAAAGAAAAGGUGUGGCGGGAAAAUCAUAAACUUCGUGUGAAAGAAGCUAAGGAACGAGAGAAAGCAGAUAGAGAACAAAUUGCAGCGAAAGAAGCGGAAGUGGCUAAAAACGCAGAUCUUACCGACAAUGAACUAUUUAAAAUGCUAGAAGAAGCUGAACUUAUGGAAGAAUUAAAAAACGAAUUGGAAAGCUUGGCAAUUGAUGAUGUCAGCUAUGAAACAAUAAGGAAGUUAAUGGCCGGUGAUAUGAAAUUGCCACCAGAAAAACUCCGUGCAUCCUAUACUUCUCAAAUAGACCAAAAAAACAGUAAAGACGAAUUAAUCCAAAUCUUGGAUAAAUCCAAUAACAAUGAGAUAUUAGAACUUCAGGGAAUUGUAAAGAAGACUGAUUUAGAAGUGAGCUCAAUUCGUACGAAUAACAACCACCGACCAAAUAUGGAGUUGGUUCAAUCAAACUACAAUCACAGUUGCGAAUCAGAGGGGGAUGUAGAGGAACUACCACAGGAGGUAAAAAUUAUUAAGGAGCAAGCUAAAUUUUUACCAGUGGCCGAUCAGAUUGGUUUUUAUGAAUAUCAAAUAACAAUUAUGCGAGAAAAACUUUUAGCAUUGCCUCUUAAAACACAAGAUGACAUCGACCAGAAAGUGCAUAUAUUAAAUGUUUUAGAAUCAUUAGAGGAAUUGCUGGAAAUAGCCGAGGAUUCUGCUGAGGGAGAAAAAGAAAUUCCAGCCGACAUCAAAGUUAUAAAAGAAGUUAAAGAACAGGAAAUAAAAACAGAUAAUCUUCAUCAAGAAGGGAAACAGCGAAAAAGGCGUAUUUCUUUCGCCCUACAAAACGAGACCCUGGAGUUUCGUAGAAAUGAAACCGUUUCGGAAAUGUUGCCAAAACCUCAGCGAGAUAUUGUAAAACUCGAUGAACAUACUGCGGAUCCGAGCACCUUUGCAGCCGCAACGCUUGUUAAGGUUAUAGAUCGUAAACAAGCUAUUAUUGAUAGAGUAGAACAGAAUUUAAGAUUUAUGGAAGAGAAUCAAAGCACUAAAGAUUUCAAAUUAGUUGAUAAAAUAUUGGAGUCAUCUAUUAGUGGAUGUCAAACAUUAUAUAUACAUUUCCAACAUUCAACCAAACCUAGUAUAGAAACUACAGGAAAAAGUGAAAAUUUGGAAGGCGGCAAUAUCCCUGGGUCACCGGCUGACUUGUACCAAGCGUAUUUGCAAAAUAUUCGAAAUCAAAACGUAACUGAAAACAAAUCAAAUUCAGAGCAGAUAAUUUUCACAAACGCUUAUAACGGAGAAGAAAAUGUAAAAGUACCGCUGCUGAAAGAAACUGAUCGAGCGACGGCAUAUGAAGAUCAACGCAAGCAGUUCUGUAAGCCAUCUGUCGAGAUUAAAUCUAUUCUGCGCAAUAAAUCUGCGGUCGAAAAAGAGAAACACAAACUGGAUCGUAAGAAUAGAGCGAUAAACAGUAAAAAAGUGCCAAAAAAGAAAAAGGAAAAACCAGAAGGUAGAAUGGACUACAGGAGUGCUUAUUAUAAGAUAAUGAAUGAGGUUGUCGAAAAGCCUAUAACCGAAGCGGAACCUCUACCUGAAUGUAAAUAUAUCGAUGCACACGCACCAAAAAAACGCUUAAGUCGUUUCAAACAAAGUCGCGCAGUAGCAGAAAAUGCUUAAAACCACAUUUUAAAUAAAUAAGUGUAAUUUGUAUAAACUAAUCUAAAGCUUAGUUUUAUAAUAUUAUAUAUGGUAAAAAAGUAUAUCUUAACCUUCAGAAAGAGUGAUAUUGCGGGUCCAUCUUAAUGUUUAUUCAUUUAAAAUUGCUUUCAAUUUAGUUUACAACAGUCUAUGCCUGCAUUUAUAUACUUAUACAUAUGCGUAGGGCACACAUCUUUGUAAUUUAAAAGCUUUAUAAGCGUACUGACUAUGCGUGUGAAAAGGUAGGAUCAAAUUAAAAUUGAUUCAGUAGAAGUGAAAAAAUUUAAAUAAAUUACCCUUAAUUUUUUCUAAAUUAAAACAAUAAAAGCUAAUCAUCUAGUCCAAGAAAUUCACGUUCCAGCGCAGCUCCCAUCAUAUUCCAUUCGCCAUCAUCCCCACUAUCUUCAUUGCCAUGACUCCCAUCAUCAGAAUCUGUCCCCAUUUCUAUGUCGGAUGGUAAUUUCUCACCUAUAAACAACAAAAAUUAAUUCAUUAUUUUUCUUCCGUUUAUAUAGAGUUCAUUUCUUUAUCUACCUCUUCGAAAUUUUGCACUUGGUGACUCAUCAUCGUCAUCAUUGUCUUCCCCUUCUGAACUCUUAUCUGCAUCCUCGUUGGUUCCUGAACGUAUAAUUAAAUCCGAUGCACGCGUGAAAAAUUCCCGAGUGCGAUCUUGUUCUUUUUCCUCACGUCUUCGUUUACGCAAUGUCUUGUCUACAGGUGGAUUUUCUACAACGACAAAAAUGCCAAAAUACCAAAAUUUUCCAGAUAAUGUUUUUCUUACCAAUAUUAACGUGUUCAUCCUCACUGGAUGAAUCUGAUUCAAAAAACUGAUCAAACUCUUUAUUCAUAUCUGCUAAAUCUGCAUUUGAAAACGACAAUAGGGGAUUGAUUGUGUCUAUAAAUUUUUCAGGCGCUUUAGCCUGCUGUUGCUGUGCGCUACUUGACGGUGAUAUCUCCGACUUGUCACUGUAAUUAACAACAUGCUCUGGACUAUGGCAAUGUGCGGGCGGCUUUCGUUGUCUACUUUUGGUUUUGCGAUCCAAAGGAAAGAGUCUCUCGUCCACAUGCUCCCA
Molecule: messenger RNA, 3395 nt
Organism: Anastrepha ludens (Mexican fruit fly)
Lineage: Eukaryota; Metazoa; Arthropoda; Insecta; Diptera; Tephritidae
Gene: uri
Product: unconventional prefoldin RPB5 interactor-like protein
Exons: 5
Coding region: 226-2301 (691 amino acids)
Biological process (GO): negative regulation of phosphatase activity; negative regulation of transcription by RNA polymerase II
Molecular function (GO): transcription corepressor activity; chromatin binding; phosphatase inhibitor activity
Source: RefSeq, a predicted model, not a curated record